Messenger RNA from Pongo pygmaeus (Bornean orangutan), 465 nucleotides. RefSeq names its product small ribosomal subunit protein uS10-like. Gene Ontology annotation, biological process: translation. The record is from RefSeq and is a predicted model, not a curated record. The coding region runs from base 1 to 465 and encodes 154 amino acids. The transcript is spliced from 2 exons. Lineage: Eukaryota; Metazoa; Chordata; Mammalia; Primates; Hominidae. Gene Ontology annotation, molecular function: structural constituent of ribosome; RNA binding. Gene Ontology annotation, cellular component: small ribosomal subunit; ribosome.
AUGAACUUUUAUUUAAUUUGGAGGAAACCCAUAGUAUUCACUCUUAUAUCAGAGGCUGACAUCCUGGUUAAAGCUAUUGAAGUUGGCAGAAUCAUUUCCUCUUCCCGAAUUCCUUUUUUGAAUUCCGGAAACACACCCAUGGAGCCAGAGGUGGCAAUUCACCAAAUUCGAAUCACUGUAACAAGCCGCAAAGUAAAAUCCCUGGAGAAGGUGUGUGCUGACUUGAUCAGAGGAGCAAAGGAAAAGAAUCUCAAAGUGAAAGGACCAGUUCGAAUGCCUACCAAGACUUUGAGAAUCACUACAAGAAAAACUCCUUGUGGUGAAGUUUCUAAGACAUGGGAUUGUUUCGGGAUGAGAAUCCACAAGCGACUCAUUGACUGGCACAGUCCUGAGAUUGUUAAGCAGGUUACUUCCAUCAGUAUUGAGCCAGGAGUUGAGGUGGAAGGCACCAUUGCAGAUGCUUAA